This is a messenger RNA of Eufriesea mexicana, 941 nucleotides long. RefSeq names its product proteasome alpha3 subunit (gene Prosalpha3). Bases 80 to 853 code for a protein of 257 amino acids. The transcript has 3 exons. Gene Ontology annotation, biological process: ubiquitin-dependent protein catabolic process. Gene Ontology annotation, cellular component: proteasome core complex, alpha-subunit complex; proteasome core complex. The record is from RefSeq and is a predicted model, not a curated record. Lineage: Eukaryota; Metazoa; Arthropoda; Insecta; Hymenoptera; Apidae.
UUCAUUCUUAAGUGGUAGCAUCAAUAUUUUAAUUUUAUCUAUUAUAGUGUUAUAACUGUUAUAAUACAAAUUUUCCAUAAUGGCACGUAGAUAUGAUACACGCACAACAAUCUUUUCCCCAGAAGGUCGUCUUUAUCAAGUAGAAUAUGCAAUGGAAGCUAUAAGUCAUGCAGGUACUUGCCUUGGCAUUUCAGCAGCUGAUGGUAUUCUACUUGUAGCAGAAAGACGUAAUAUAAAUAAACUAUUAGAUGAAGUUUAUUAUUCUGAAAAAAUUUACAAAUUACAUGAUGACAUUGUGUGCUCUGUUGCUGGUAUUACUUCUGAUGCUAAUGUAUUGACUAAUGAAUUACGUUUAAUUGCUCAACGCUAUUUGUUACAAUAUGGAGAACCAAUUCCUUGUGAACAACUUGUUUCUUGGCUUUGUGAUAUAAAACAGGCAUAUACACAGUUUGGUGGAAAAAGGCCUUUUGGUGUUUCUAUUUUAUAUAUGGGAUGGGAUAAAUAUUAUGGAUAUCAAUUAUACCAAUCAGAUCCAAGUGGAAAUUAUGGAGGUUGGAAAGCAACUUGUAUUGGACAUAAUUCUGCUGCUGCAGUGUCAUUAUUAAAGCAAGAAUAUGCUAAUAACAAUAUCACAUUAGAGGAAGCUAAAGCAUUGGCUGUAAAAGUACUUUCCAAAACUUUAGAUCUUAAUAAAUUAUCAGGAGAUAAAGUGGAGAUGGUUACUCUUACAAGAGAAAAUAAUAAAACUAUUACAAGAAUCCUUCCCAUAAAUGAAGUUGAUGCCUUAAUUGCAGAACACGAUCGCUUAGAAGCACUUACUGAACAAGUCAAGAAAGAAAAACAAAAGUUAUAAAACAAAAUAUCCAAAUAUAUGUAUAUCUUGCUUUGAUAUCAUUUACUAGUAUUGCCCUGAAAUUCUAUAAAUUUUCCUGUUUUCUACA